This is a messenger RNA of Penicillium salamii, 459 nucleotides long. The record is from the annotation of a GenBank genome assembly. NCBI's taxonomy places the organism in Eukaryota, Fungi, Ascomycota, Eurotiomycetes, Eurotiales, Aspergillaceae.
AUGGGCAAAUCAAUCCUCCUCAUCAACGGCCCCAACCUCAACCUCCUGGGCACCCGCGAACCCCACAUCUACGGCUACACCACCCUAGCAGACGUGGAGACCAACAGCCGCGACGUCGCCGCCAGCCACGGCGCAAGUCUAGAAUCCUUCCAAUCCAACCAUGAAGGGGCUAUCGUGGACAGAAUCCAGGAAGCCCGGGGCAAGGUUGACGGUAUCAUCAUCAACCCCGGCGCAUACACCCAUACCUCCGUGGCUAUCCGGGAUGCCUUGGUUGGCGUCGCAAUCCCCUUUAUCGAGCUGCAUGUGAGCAAUGUCCAUGCCCGGGAGGCUUUCAGACAUCAUUCCUACUUUAGUGAUAAGGCGGCGGGGAUUAUUGUUGGUUUGGGGGUUUAUGGAUAUAAGGUGGCUGUGGAGCAUGUGUGUGUGAAUUUCGAGGAGAAGGAGAAGGCCAAUCUUUAA